This is a messenger RNA of Kwoniella shivajii, 1398 nucleotides long. RefSeq lists its product as uncharacterized. The coding region runs from base 1 to 1398 and encodes 465 amino acids. Lineage: Eukaryota; Fungi; Basidiomycota; Tremellomycetes; Tremellales; Cryptococcaceae. The record is from RefSeq and is a predicted model, not a curated record. Gene Ontology annotation, molecular function: metal ion binding. The transcript has 9 exons.
AUGGAAUCUCAGCGGCCAGCUAGGAUACCACCACCUGGUCUUCCAAUCUUAUCUGGUCCGCCACCAGUGACGGAAUCUUCCAAUUGCAGACAAUGCAACAAAGAAUUCAAUUUCAUCUUUAGACGUAAACAUACUUGCGGACAUUGCGGAUAUGAAUAUUGUUCAAAUUGUCUGUCAGAUGGUCAAGCUUUGAUGCCUCGACGGGUCAAUCAAAAUUCCUCACAACAAUCAAAUGGUAACAACGUACCAUCUGGACCAUCUAGCAUAUUUGCUGAAAUCAAAGAAGGUUUCAAAGAAGGGUUCGGAUUGGAUGAGAAAUCCUCAGGAUCAAAUGGAAAUGCAAGUGGAAGCGGAUAUGAGGUUGAAAGUGUUUGUUUACCUUGCUUGACCAUGCUACAAGUGACAGCAGCAAAUCUCACUCAAUUAAGAGCAUUACCAAUUAAGCGAUUAAAAGAAUACCUGGCAGCAUAUAAUAUACCUUGUAUAGGACCUAAAGAGAAAGAGGAUUUCGUACAAGCUGUCAUACGAGCCAGGAAUCCAAAUACAGGUUGUUUAUCUCCCGAAGCUGAAAGUUAUUAUAGAAGAAGAUCAGUCCCUAAAUUAGGUCAAAUACCAUCACAACCUUCUACAAGACCAAUAUCAUCACACACUGCUAGACCCCCACCUCCAACUUCAAAUCACGCUAGACCUCCACCACCAAAUGCAGCAAAUAACUAUCGUUCACCACCGCCACCAUCAUCAUCAAAUCAAGCUUAUCGUCCAGCACAAUCCACGGCAAGACCAUCCCCUACUCCACCAAGACAAGCUCAACCUACACUCAGACCAUCUCAGCAAGCUAGACCACAACCGCCUAGACCACAAGCUUCACCGGCUCCGCCACCACCACCCAUCCCAACCAUACUAUCGUUGGUCAGCUUACCGAAGAGUUACUUGUCGUCAUUGAGUAUAGGCACAUUGAAGGCUAUACUUUACGAGAACCACGUUAGAGUGGACUUCAAACAGGUGCUGGAGAAGGAACAGUUGAUCGACCGAGUCAAUGAAUUGAUCUCCGAUGAGAGAAAACGAUUAGAGAGGCAACGUAUAGAAGAAGAAAGAUUGGCUGCAGGAGAGAGCAUCCCUGAAACCAACGGCACUUCAACUCCUGAAGGUGAGAGUGUAGAAGGUGAAAAUGGCGAAGACAAGACAAAGAAAGUACCCACUGGACCUAUGCCAGAAGUUGAAAGGGGUUUAUGUGUAGUUUGUCAAGAUGAAGAAGCCACUUUGGCAGUGGUUGAUUGCGGACAUCUGUGCAUGUGUGCUCAUUGCUCAGAUCUGAUAAUGGCAACAAGUCAAGAGUGUCCUCUAUGCAGAACUAGAAUCGUAACACCACAACGGCUAAUACGAAUAUACCGAACAUAA